Molecule: messenger RNA, 414 nt
Organism: Prorocentrum cordatum
Lineage: Eukaryota; Dinophyceae; Prorocentrales; Prorocentraceae
Source: the annotation of a GenBank genome assembly
GUUUCGGCAGUUCGGUGCACCAGCGGAACGAGCUCAUGCCCCCCCCCUCAGGGUCAACCCCCCUUUGGCGGAUCCCGACAGGGGCGGGCGGCCUGAUCCGCUGGCCGGCACGAUCGAAGUCGGCACGGAAAGAGUGGGCACAAAGGCUACGGCUGUGGCGGCUGCGCCCGUGGCCCAGAUGGAAAACUGCCAGAGGCUGAGCUCCGUGGAGAAAGACACGUCGGCCUUGCACAAGAACAUCGCCGAGAAGGGCACCAACGCGUACUAUUUCGCCCACAGCAGGAGCUAUGAGAUCCCUGCCCACGCGAAGAUCAUCACAGGCCCCGGCCUCGUCGCCGGGGGGCCCCCGCAGAAGCUGGACGGCCCCGACGGCUCGCCCGCGGCCGACCACGGCACGGCGCCGAGCCCGCAGGC